GGCGUGCCGGCCGACGCGCUGCCUCCGCUCGCAUCUCGGCUCGGGUUCCGAGCGCUGCCCGCGCGGCUGGCUUAUGCGGCGCGGAGCUCAGGCCGCGUGCUGGUCGCCCUCGUCCUUGUCGGCGCCUCGCCGCUGUGGGCCGGCUUCCUUGCCUCGCAGCUUGGCUCCUUCUACGCGAUCCCGUCACGCUCGAUGGAGGCGACGCUCGCCGUCGGCGACGUGAUUUUCGCCGAGAAGGUGUCUCGGCUGGUCAACCUGCCGUAUGAGAGGGGCGACCUCGUCCUGUUCUCGCCGCCCGCUGAGCUGCAGCAGCAGGUGAGGGCGGCCGGCGGCACGCUCGGCGGGCGAGACCUCUUUGUGAAGCGAGUGGCGGCCAUCGGCGGCGACAAGGUCGCGCUCACGCCGGAGGGCGGCAUCGUCGUCAACGGCGAGCCGCGCGCCGCACCGCCGCUCCAGUGCGCAGGGCCGCGCGGUGGCGGCGGCGGCAUCAAGGCUGAGUCCGGCGGCGAGCCCCGCGCCGUCACUUUCGCUCGCGUUGUGCCCGACGGCAGCCUGUUUGUGCUUGGCGACUGCCCGGAGCGCUCAACCGACAGCCGGACUUGGGGCCCGCUCCCGAGGCAGAACGUGGUCGCGCGGCCCGUGGUGCGCGUCUGGCCGAUCUCGCGGCGGGGAACAAUCGACGCGUCCACGGAUCUCAACCCCCCCACGGCCGCACACGACGAACACACGACCGCGGGAGCGAAGUUCUCCCCAACACCAACACACAAAAAUAAAUACAAGGAUUACAACCCGCACAAAAAAUAA
Molecule: messenger RNA, 804 nt
Organism: Emiliania huxleyi CCMP1516
Lineage: Eukaryota; Haptophyta; Isochrysidales; Noelaerhabdaceae
Exons: 5
Coding region: 193-804 (203 amino acids)
Cellular component (GO): membrane
Molecular function (GO): serine-type endopeptidase activity
Source: RefSeq, a predicted model, not a curated record